Molecule: messenger RNA, 2046 nt
Organism: Phragmites australis (common reed)
Lineage: Eukaryota; Viridiplantae; Streptophyta; Magnoliopsida; Poales; Poaceae
Product: regulatory protein viviparous-1-like
Exons: 6
Coding region: 1-2046 (681 amino acids)
Molecular function (GO): DNA binding; DNA-binding transcription factor activity
Source: RefSeq, a predicted model, not a curated record
AUGGAAGCCUCCGCCGGCUCGUCGCCACCGCACUCCCAAGAGAACCCGCCGGAGCACGGUGGUGGCAAGGGGGAGGCCCCAGCGGAGGAGAUCGGCGGGGAGGCGGCGGAUGACUUCAUGUUCGCCGACGACACGUUCCCGUCACUCCCGAACUUCCCUUGCCUCUCCUCGCCGUCCAGCUCCUCCUUCUCGUCGUCCUCCUCCAACUCCACCAGCACCUACACCAACGCGGCAGGAGGAGCUGGCGGCGGUGGCGCUGAGGGCGCCGCCGGCGACCCCUCCGAGCCGGUCUCCACUGGGGAAGGGUUUGAUGCGUUCGAUGAAAUCGACCAGCUCCUCGACUUCGCGUCGCUAUCCGUGCCUUGGGACACCGAGCCGCUAUUCCCUGACGUUGGCAUGAUGAUAGAGGACGCUAUGUCCGCGCCGCCGCAUCAGGUGGGCGGCGACGCGGACGGAAGAGGCGAAGGGAAAGCCUUGCUGGAAGGGACAGGGGGAGAGGAGGCUUGCAUGGAGGCGGCGGAGGGGGACGACCUGCCGCGGUUCUUCAUGGAGUGGCUCACGAGCAACCGUGAAAGCAUCUCGGCCGAGGAUCUCCGCAGCAUCCGCCUCCGCCGCUCCACCAUCGAGGCCGCUGCAGCCCGUCUCGGCGGCGGACGCCAGGGCACCAUGCAGCUGCUCAAGCUUAUCCUCACCUGGGUGCAAAACCACCACCUCCAGAAGAAGCGCCCUCGCGACGCGAUGGUGGAGGCGGCUGGCUCGCAUGGCCACGGCCACGGCCAGCUCUCCAGCUCGGGCGCCAACCCCGGCUACGAGUUCCCCACUGGAGGCCAGGACAUGGCGGCUGCCGGUGGUACAUCCUGGGUGCCCUACCCGCCCUUCACGGCACCUGCUUACGGCGGCGAGGGGGUGUACCCGAGCGGCACCGGCCCGUACCCUUUCCACCAGCAGAGCUGCAGCACAAGCAGCGUGGUCGUGAACAGCCAGCCGUUCUCCCCGCCGGUGGUGGGCGACAUGCACGCGGCGGGCGGUGGAAACAUGGCCUGGCCACAGCAGUACGCGCCGUUCCCUGGCGCUUCCACGGGCUCUUACCCUAUGCCGCCCGUCGUGCCGCAGCAGUUCUCCCCCGGAUUCGCCGGGCAGUACUCCGGCGGCCACGCCAUUGCUCCCCAGCGCAUGGUGGGGGUGGAGGCUUCUGCGACCAAGGAGGCCCGGAAGAAGCGCAUGGCGCGACAGCGGCGCCUGUCUUGCCUGCAGCAGCAGCGGAGCCAGCAGCUGAACCUGGGCCAGAUCCAGGGCUCUGGCCACCCACAGGAGCCGUCCCCUCAGUCCACGCACUCUGCACCGGUAACACCGUCAGCCGGUGGCUGGGGAUUCUGGUCACCGGGCAGUCAGCAGCAGGUCCAGAACCCGCUCUCAAAGUCCAAUCCCUCAAGGCUGAUGCAGCAGAUGCCAUCGCCGGAGGGGAGCCCCCAGCGCUCGGCAGCUUCAGAUAAGCGGCAGGGCGCCAAGACAGACAAGAACCUGCGGUUCCUGCUGCAGAAGGUGCUGAAGCAGAGCGACGUCGGGAGCCUCGGCCGCAUCGUGCUACCCAAAAAGGAAGCGGAGAUUCACCUGCCGGAGCUGAAGACGAGGGAUGGCAUCUCCGUCCCCAUGGAGGACAUAGGAACGUCGCGGGUGUGGAACAUGCGGUACAGGUUUUGGCCCAACAACAAGAGCAGAAUGUAUCUUUUGGAGAAUACGGGGGAUUUUGUUCGCUCCAACGAGCUUCAGGAGGGGGACUUCAUAGUGAUCUACUCUGAUGUCAAGUCCGGCAAAUAUCUGAUACGGGGCGUGAAGGUAAGGCCAGCGCAGGAGGAAGGCAACGGUUCCGGCGCGGUAGGCAAGCACAAGCACGGGUGUCCAGAGAAAGCCGGUGCUUCAUGCGCCGAAGAUGGCGGCGGCGUCGACGGCACGGCCAAGCUUGACGGCGCCUGCAAGGGGAGGUCUGCGCAGAUGAGCCAAGGCCAGGGUGCCGCCUCCAUGAGCCAAAUGGCCGUCAGCACCUGA